Messenger RNA from Hibiscus syriacus, 1381 nucleotides. Its product is annotated as methylmalonate-semialdehyde dehydrogenase [acylating], mitochondrial-like. Gene Ontology annotation, cellular component: mitochondrion. The record is from RefSeq and is a predicted model, not a curated record. Gene Ontology annotation, biological process: thymine catabolic process; L-valine catabolic process. The coding region runs from base 305 to 1324 and encodes 339 amino acids. The transcript has 16 exons. NCBI's taxonomy places the organism in Eukaryota, Viridiplantae, Streptophyta, Magnoliopsida, Malvales, Malvaceae. Gene Ontology annotation, molecular function: malonate-semialdehyde dehydrogenase (acetylating, [NAD(P)+]) activity; methylmalonate-semialdehyde dehydrogenase (acylating, NAD+) activity.
UUGAUAGUUGAGAUAAGUUUGCUUGAUUAAGUUGUAUCUAUUUCUAGUAGAACUUGUUUGUUCCCAUUUUAAAUUUCAGGCUUAUGAAUCUUAUUGGAUUUUUAUUUCUUGCAUUUUAGUGCAAUCAUAUUUCUUCAUAAACUUAGGAACUUAUACCACCUGGUUUGUUUCUUCACUAAUAUUGAUUGUCUAGAAGGUAAACUGUUAAUUUUGAUGCUUCUUCCGAGUUUGUGUAGUUUCUCACCUGCUUUAUCAACUCUCUAAAAGAGAAAAAGUGUCAUAUGGUGUUAUUAUUUUACUGCAGAUGUUACCUGUCGCAGUUACAUGUGGUAAUACCUUUAUUUUAAAGCCAUCAGAAAAAGAUCCUGGGGCAUCCAUGAUGCUGGCUGAGUUGGCAAUGGAAGCUGGUCUUCCCCAUGGUGUCUUAAAUAUAGUCCAUGGCACCAAUGACAUUGUUAAUGCUAUUUGUGACGAUGAAAAUAUCAGAGCCAUAUCAUUUGUUGGUUCCAAUACUGCUGGCAUGCACAUAUAUGGAAGAGCUUCUGCUAAAGGAAAACGUGUACAGUCUAACAUGGGGGCUAAAAAUCAUGGCAUUGUCAUGCCUGAUUCAAACAAGGAAGCUACGCUAAAUGCUCUACUUGCUGCUGGUUUUGGUGCUGCCGGGCAGAGGUGCAUGGCACUUAGCACAGUAGUCUUUGUUGGUGACUCAGAAUCCUGGGUGAAUGACCUGGUAGAACGUGCCAAAGGUCUUAAAGUUAAUGCUGGAAUUGAACCUGAUGCGGACCUUGGUCCAGUUAUUAGCAAAGAGGCUAAAGAACGAAUAUGCAGAUUAGUUCAAUCAGAAGUCGAUAGUGGAGCCAAACUACUGCUUGAUGGGAGAAAUAUUGUGGUUCCGGAAUAUGAGAAAGGCAAUUUUAUUGGUCCCACAAUUUUGUCUGAUGUCACAGCUGACAUGGAGUGUUAUAAGGAGGAAAUCUUUGGCCCAGUUCUUAUUUGCAUGAAGGCUGACAGCUUGGACGACGAGAUAAACAUUGUUAAUCGAAACAAAUAUGGUAAUGGUGCUUCUAUAUUCACUAAUUCCGGUGCUGUAGCAAGGAAAUUCCAGACAGAGAUCGAAGCUGGGCAGGUUGGCAUCAAUGUUCCCAUACCAGUUCCCUUGCCGUUUUUCUCGUUUACUGGCAGCAAGGCAUCUUUCGCGGGUGACCUUAACUUUUACGGGAAGCCUGGCGUUAACUUUUUCACCCAGAUUAAGACAGUGACUCAACAAUGGAAGGAUUUACCUAGCGGAGUUUCCCUAGCGAUGCCAACAUCGCAGAAGUUGUAAUCAUGAUGUCGGAUUGUUCUGUCAGGACUUCUCCUUCUUCCAUGUACCUAAUGUCCA